GGAUGAACCCUCCAUCACAUUUUGCAUAGCCUUGGUCGUUGUGUGUACCUUGUACGCCGCUUUGCCGGUCAAGUGGCGUAUUGAAACAAUUAUCGGAUUUUUUUUUACAGCCGGUUAAGUAUUAUAGCCUAGCAUAACCAAGGGAUGUAUCGGUACUAAUUGGAUAUAACCUAUGCCAGCAACGUUCAACUAACCUAUUCUAAUUAAAGGGUCCACUAUGGGCUCCACGUUCCCCUAUGCAGUGUUGUUGCUGGUGAUACGCUCUGUGUUUUCCGAUGACAUUUCCGAUGACAGACCGUGCGCACCCCUCCAAUUCGACCAGGACUCGGUCGUAUGUGUCUGUAACGCAACCUACUGUGACUCGAUCGCCGGAAGUGACGGCAUUCCGCCUCCCGUCAACCCCAUCAUGUAUUUCAGCUCCUGGACGUCUUCGCGAGACGGGCAAAGACUUAACUACACAAUGGGGUCAUUUGGAAAAUUCCAACCAAACAAAUAUGUGUAUACGGCAGGAAACGAAACAUUUCAAACCAUUUUAGGUUUUGGCGGUGCGUUUACGGACGCGGCAACCAUAACAAUGAAUAGCUUGUCGAAAAACACGCGUAAUAAUUUGUUAAACUCUUACUUUUCAUCAACAGGUAUUGGGUAUACAGUAGGUCGAGUCCCUAUGGCAAGCUGUGACUUUUCAAAACAAAUAUAUUCGUACGAUGAUACAGAUGGCGAUCUUUCAUUGGACAAAUUUUCAUUAACUGAAGAAGACAUAAUUUUCAAAAUCCCCGCUAUUAAAGACGCGAUGUCGGUAAGCCCGCGCAAUUUGUCUCUGUUUGGAAGUCCUUGGAGCGCCCCUGCGUGGAUGAAAACCAACAACAACAUGACCGGAAAGGGAACCCUCAAGGGUAGCCCAGGAGGCUCGUACUUUAAAGCAUGGGCACAAUAUUUUGUAAAAUUCAUCCAAGCCUAUAAAGACCAUGGCAUCGACAUAUGGGGUAUCACGGCACAGAACGAGCCCAGCGACGGUAUGAUUACCAACUUCCCGUUUCAGUGUAUGGGUUGGACGCCGGAAAUGCAGAGGGACUUCAUUGCCAGUGACCUAGGCCCGGCACUUGAGGCGGCUGGGCUAGGUCACGUGAAGCUAAUGAUUCUCGACGACGACCGCGUGUGGCUGCCGUACUGGGCGGAAGUGGUUCUGAAGGAACCAGCGUCGGCCAAGUACGUAGCUGGUAUCGCGGUCCAUUGGUACGAGGACCUGUUCGUACCAACCAGCGCCCUGGAUUUGACAUACAAACAGUUCGGUGAUAAGUACUUCCUGUUAAACACAGAGGCUUGCGAGCAGGACCUGGUGAACAAGGAUCGCUCCGUGCUGUUGGGCAACUGGUACCGCGGGGAGCGCUACUUCCGGGACAUCCUUGAGGACCUGGCGCACGGCGUGAGCGGCUGGGUGGACUGGAACCUCGCCCUGGAUCGCACCGGCGGACCCAACUGGCAGAACAAUCUUGCCGACAGCCCUGUAAUCGUAGAUGCCGAGAAGGAUGAGUUUUACAAGCAGCCCAUGUUCUACGCCAUGGCUCACUUUAGUAAAUUUGUUAAACCAGGGUCAAGAAUUUUAUCGUACACCAAGAACUUCACUGAGGAUAAUGACGUUGAGGCAAUAUUUUACACGUCAAGCGAACAGUUUGGCGUGUCUGUCGGAGCUAACUUUAUUAACACCAACGUUAACGAGAGCGUUUCAAUCACAAUCAAAGAUCCAUCUAACUACGGUAUGAUUAGUUUUGAUCUUCCUCCGAAAAGCUUUGUGACGUUCGCUUGGUGGAGAGCAUAGGCUACAGGCGACACAACCUGCUGUCCGAGCGGGGGUGCGAAAACAAUUAAUAGAAAAUGUAUUAUUGACAUAAUCGAAAUCCCGAAACUUCAUUGAAAGGAGUAUGAUAUAAAACAAUUUGUUAUCGCUCAAUCUCUAUGCCGUUUGCGUGUUUGUAUAGUUUCAAUGUUAAAUUGGCAAAGAGAGUUGACCUUUUUUUCAACGUCAGUCAAUGGGUCAGUCAGCAAAAUACCGAUUCAUGAUUGCCUUAGACAUCAAUCAAGUGUAUUGUUGCCUUAGACAUCAAUCAAGUGUAUUGUUGCCUUAGACAUCGAUCAAGUGUAUUGUUGCCUUAGACAUCGAUCAAGUGUAUUGUUGCCUUAGACAUCGAUCAAGUGUAUUGUUGCUAGCAGAAACUUUAUCAAUGCACUUCAAGAAACAGGGGUGUUUUCCAUGUAUUGACCUUUACUUUGAGUAAAUGUUAUUGAAGAUCUUUUGAAUGACAUUGAUUUUUAAUGAAAAUCCUUCAAUUGAUGCAGGAGAUAUUAAGCGUAUACCAAAAUAAAGAAGCCUAAACUAUUGACCUUUAAGUGUGAUGUUGACCUUGACUCGGCGUGACCUACUAAUACCGUCUGCACUCUUGACCUUGAGUUGGCUUUACCUACUAAUACCGUCUGCACUGUUGACAUUGAGUAGGCAUGACCUACUAAUACCGUCUGUACAUCGUCUCGAUGACCUUAACAUUGUUUCAUGAAAACAUUCCAAAGGGGAUUCGAAAUAUAGAGCGAUCAUGAAGUUGAGACUCUAGCUUUUAAACAUAAAGAAUGGCCUUGAUCUCAGGCCGGCAUAACCUACUCAUAACCUGCUCAUGCUUCCUGUGUAUCGUCUUUAAGAAUCAAACAUAUUAUUUAUCAAAGUUCCCUGAAAACAGCGUUAAAAUGAUGUACACAAUAUGGAGCACACAUCACAAUGGAGCCGCAAACCUUUGACCUGGAAGUACAACCUUGAUUUUUAGCCCGAGUGACUGACGCAGGUCUUCUGCAAAUUGUAUCACUGCACUUAAGAUUUGAGGUAAAUUUCAUGAAAAUCCGUCAAAUGGCAAAGAAGAUAAUUAUGGAAUGGACACAAAAGCGGAAGCUUUAAUCUUUGACACUGACAUUGAAACGGCGUAACCGAGCCAUGCAAUCUUCUAACCGACUAUCUGUUUAACAGGUGAGGAAAAUUCUAUGACAAUCUGUCAAAUUGUGUAUGAUAUAUUUUGAUAGGACACGAACGUGUUACAGACAGACCAAGGGACAAAGACUAUUUCCCCAAAUCCAAGUUCGGCUCGGGACAAAGAAGUGAAAUUGAGCGCAUGUCACAAGAAAAACAUUAAUAUGUCAGUAACCAUGGACUAUCAACAUCGCACAGGUUAUUAUACAAAUAAAUGAACAUGUAGAUUA
This is a messenger RNA of Dreissena polymorpha, 3237 nucleotides long. RefSeq names its product lysosomal acid glucosylceramidase-like. The transcript has 2 exons. The record is from RefSeq and is a predicted model, not a curated record. Bases 218 to 1816 code for a protein of 532 amino acids. Gene Ontology annotation, biological process: glucosylceramide catabolic process. Gene Ontology annotation, molecular function: glucosylceramidase activity. Lineage: Eukaryota; Metazoa; Mollusca; Bivalvia; Myida; Dreissenidae.